Thermothielavioides terrestris NRRL 8126 is the source of this 470-nucleotide messenger RNA. RefSeq names its product mitochondrial 37S ribosomal protein MRPS16. Gene Ontology annotation, molecular function: structural constituent of ribosome. NCBI's taxonomy places the organism in Eukaryota, Fungi, Ascomycota, Sordariomycetes, Sordariales, Chaetomiaceae. The record is from RefSeq and is a predicted model, not a curated record. The transcript has 3 exons. Gene Ontology annotation, biological process: mitochondrial translation. Gene Ontology annotation, cellular component: ribosome; mitochondrial small ribosomal subunit. The coding region runs from base 112 to 447 and encodes 111 amino acids.
CAAAAUUUCCAGCAGCUGGUCUGUGCACAUGGAUAUCGAAACCGCAUCUGGUCCAUCGCAAGCACCCGUGGAACGACGACGAAUCUACCGGGCCCAACCCACUUGUCGAAGAUGGUGGUCAAGAUCAGACUGGCACGCUUCGGGCGCACCAACGCGCCCUUCUACAACAUCGUCGUCGCCCAAGCCCGCUCUGCGCGCAACAGCCGGCCGAUCGAGGUCAUCGGCACUUACGACCCGAUCCCCAAGAAAGACCCCUACGACGAGUCCGGCAAGCUGCACAAGGACAUCAAGCUAGACACGACGCGGGCAAAAUACUGGAUCGGCGUGGGCGCUCAGCCGACAGACCCCGUGUGGAGGUUAUUAUCCAUGCUCGGCAUCCUCCCGCCCAAGCCCCGGCCAGGCGCCACCGCGAGUCCCAAGAUGCUGCCGCAAGCCGACAAGGCGUGACGAGGACGUCUUUCAGACGGAAA